AUGCUGGAAGAGUACUUAUGUUCAUCAAAGGCCGCUGGUAUUCCUACCUUCCUCUACCUCGACAAGAUGGGUCGCCGUAAGCUUGCAAUCUUCGGUGGUGCAGCCAUGGCUGUUCCUCACCUCAUCAUGUCCGGCGUCGUCGGCAAGUUCGACGGCAAGUGGGAAGCCAAUCUCGGCAUGGGUUGGUUUGGAGUUGCUCUGAUCUACAUAUAUGUCCUCUGCUACGCAUGCUCAUAUGGGCCACUGGCAUGGACCCUCCCCGCUGAAGUUUUCCCCAGCUCCCGCCGAGCAAAGGGAGUUGGAGCCGCUACUGCCAUGGUCUGGCUCGCCAACUUCAUCAUUGGCGUCGUGGUUCCCGAGAUGAUUAUCAAGAUUGGUUGGGGGACUUACCUCUUCUUUGGUAUCUUCUGCACUCUCGCUUCUGUCUUUUCCUUCUUCCUUGUCCCUGAAACUGCAAACAAGUCGCUGGAGCAGAUUUCUCAACUGUUUGGAGAUCAUGCUGUUGCGAAUGAGGAGGCUGUCUACGAACGAAUUCGCCAUCAAGUUUGGGACGGCCAUGCUCAUGGAGCUGAGCAUGCUGAGGUCAAGCAGAGUAUUUGA
This is a messenger RNA of Fusarium musae, 600 nucleotides long. RefSeq lists its product as uncharacterized. Gene Ontology annotation, cellular component: membrane. Bases 1 to 600 code for a protein of 199 amino acids. Gene Ontology annotation, biological process: transmembrane transport; carbohydrate transport. The record is from RefSeq and is a predicted model, not a curated record. Gene Ontology annotation, molecular function: carbohydrate:proton symporter activity. Lineage: Eukaryota; Fungi; Ascomycota; Sordariomycetes; Hypocreales; Nectriaceae. The transcript has 2 exons.